GAAGCCUCCCUGGACGGAGAGGCCGCGCGUAAUAGGGAUGGGGUUUGGGGUGGGAGGUGUCAGUUCUGGGGCCUACGAGAAGGAUGAAGUUGUGGAUCAAGUUAACCAGGCACAACUUUCUGCUGCGUAUUUUACAUCCAUUGAACACAAUUUUAAAUAGGUAUUAAAGAUAGGCCUGACUGAGAAGAUAAUAUUUGAGCAGAUAUCUAAAGGAGGUGAAAAGAACUGUGGAUUUUGGAGGCAGGGACUUUCUAAGUAGAGGGAACCACAGUGCCAAAGCCCUGAAGUGGGAGCUUGUUUGGCAUGUUUGAGGGAUAACAAGGGAGACCAGAGUGGUUGGAGGGCAGUGAACAAGGGCAAACUUGUAAGAGAUUGGAAUGUUGGGGAAGGCGUGUAGAAUAAAUGAGCACUGUAUUGUAUAAGGCAUUUCGUCAUUUCUUGGUGUGAGUCUUUAAGGGAUUUUGAGCAGAGAAAAAUCAUGAUCUGACUUAUGUUUUAAAGCAUCUUUACCUGGGAACUCAUGAUAAGAAUAGAUUGUAAGGGGGUCAAGAAUGGGAUAAGGAAAACUCAAGAGUAAUUCCAAAAAGUUGUACAUAAUUCAGAUGGGAGAUACGGAUAUCAUGGGCCAGUGGUCAGAUUAUUGAUCUGCUUUGAAAGUAGGGUCAACAGUAUUUGCUCCUGGAUCAGAUGUAGGAUGUGAAAGUAAGAGAAAAGACAAAGAUAAAUCCAAGGUUUUUGACCUGUGGAUAUGAGAGAAAUUGGAGGAAAGAUCUGAGGUUCAGUUUUGGGACCUUGUGUAAAUUCUUCAUCUCUCCAUGUCUCAGUUUCCUUUUUAGUACAACGAAGUUAGUGAUAGUAUCUUCUUUAUAGGAUUGUGUGAGGAUUAAAUAAAUUAAUACAUAUAAAGCACGUAGAACAGUUGUGCUGGCUCAUUGUUAUGCUGAGAUAUGAAAUGUGAGUAGACAUUAACAAGAAGAAAAUUGGAGGGUUGAAGGUUGUUCCAGGCGGGAGUAAACUGUGGAAGGACAUAGGAGCAAGAAAGAGUAUUGCAAAUUUAAAUAGUUCAUUAGAUAACAGGAAAAUUUUACAUCAUAUUAAAUGUUUUGAACUUGAUCCUAAGGGUAAUGAUGACUAUUGUAUGUAAGAGGCACAGCAGAAACAUAAUAAUAUUUCAUUUCCUCCUUAGAAUGAUGACUAUUUGCAGUGUGGGAAAUAGAUUGGUAUGUCAGACCAGUCACAGUAGUCUGGGUAGAAGAUGGUGGUGAAGGGGAUGAGGAGAAGUGGAUGAAUUUGAGAGAUAUUUAAGUCAUGGAAUCAAUAGAACUUGAUUGAUUUUAUUUAUAAUGAGUUAUGAAAGGAGGAAGGAAGGAUCAGUUUUCUGAUUCAAAUAGCUGGGUAUGGAGCUCCCCUAAAAACAGUUUAUCAAAUUUUUUAUUCUAUAUUGCUUUUAAUAUAUAUUUAAUCACAUCAUAGAAAUGAGCCACCACUAAUUAAACAUCAUAUCUUGUAUACCUGUAUUAGGGUUCUCUAAAGAAACAAAAUUUUUCUAGAGAAAUUAUCCUAUAAACAGGAUAUCUAUAUCAAUAAAGAUCAAUAGAUAUCUAGAAAGAGAUUUACAAUAAGGAAAUGGAUCACAUGAUUAUGGAGGCUGGCAAGUCUUAACAUCUUCAGAGUGACUUUGUUAGCUGCAGACCCAGGAGAGCAAAUGGUUUAGUUCUAGUCCAAGCCCAAAGGCCUGAGAACCAGGAGAGUUGAUGGUGUAGUUCCAGUCUGAAGGCCAGCAGACCCAGAAAGAGCUGGUUCAGUUCAAGUCUGAAGGAGUAUCCCUGAGGAUACAGUCAAAAGAAAGUUCUCCGAAACAGAGAGAGCAUUCUGAAGCUGGGGAUGGCAACAGCAUUGGUGAGUGCUCAUUCCGUGGCUCCCCUGAAUCUGAAGAAGGAGGGGCUUCGGGUAGUGAGGGAACAGGGAUUCAAGCUGCAAGGAAACAGCAAAGGCCUUGGACAGGAGCCCUUGUGCAAACAAUUCAGGAAGUUGCGCUAUGAAGAGACUACAGGACCUCAAGAAGCACUGAGCCGGCUGCAGGAGCUCUGCCGACAGUGGCUGCAACCUGAGACCCACACCAAGGAGCAGAUCCUAGAACUACUGGUGCUGGAGCAGUUUCUGACCAUUGUGCCUAAGGAGCUUCAGGCCCGGUUAUUGGAGCAUCACCCAGAGAGCGGAGAGGACAUGGUUGUUGUUCUGGAGGAUUUGCACCUGGAGCUUGGAGAAACAGGACAAUAGGUGGACUUAGACCAGGAAAAGAAACAAAAACUGCUUAUGGAGGAGUCAGCCCCUUUAAAAACUGUGCAAGAGCAGCAGGUUUAGCAUGAGGGUGAAGUUUCAAAGCCUGAGAAAGAGAAGGGUGAGGAGACAAGGAUUGAGAAUGGGAAGCUUGUUGUAGUGACAGACUCUUGUGGAAGAGGUGAAUCAUCUGGCAAAAUCUCUGAACCCAUGGAAGCUUAUUAUGAGGAGUCUAACUUAGAAAGGCAGCCGGCCAAGCCUAAGGAGACAGACUACAAAUGCUCAGAAUGUGGAGAGGGAUUCAUCCAGCACUUGGACCUGAUUGAACAUGAGAGUGUACACACAAGAGAGAAGCUCUGUGAAUCUGAAGCUUGUCAGAAUUCUGGCCUUACUGGACAUCAGAAAAUCCUCUCCAGAGAGAAAGGUCAUCAGUGUCAUGAGUGUGGGAAAGCCUUUCAGAGGAGUUCACACCUUGUCAGACAUCAGAAAAUUCAUCUUGGUGAGAAGCCUUAUCAGUGCAAGGAGUGUGGAAAAGUCUUUAGCCAGAAUGCAGGCCUUUUGGAGCAUCUCAGAAUCCAUACUGGGGAGAAACCUUAUCUAUGUAUCCAUUGUGGAAAGAACUUUAGGCGUAGCUCUCAUCUUAAUCGACACCAGAGAAUUCACAGUCAGGAGGAACCCUGUGAGUGCAAGGAGUGUGGAAAAACCUUUAGUCAGGCUCUACUCCUUACCCAUCAUCAGAGAAUCCAUAGUCAUUCUAAAAAUCAUCAAUGUAAUGAAUGUGGGAAAGCCUUCAGUUUGACCUCAGACCUUAUUCGACACCACAGGAUUCACACUGGAGAAAAACCUUUCAAGUGUAACAUAUGCCAUAAAGCCUUCCGACUGAACUCGCACCUCACUCAGCAUGUAAGAAUCCACAAUGAAGAAAAACCCUAUGAGUGUAAUAAAUGUGGAGAAGCCUUCAGGCAGAGAUCAGGUCUUUUUCAACAUCAGAGAUAUCACCAUAAAGACAAACUGGCUUGAUGAGGUGUUUUCUCCUUGUAGAACUUCAGCCAGGGCACAUUGACAAGCAAACAGCACUUUAAGAAAAGUCACUCUAGCCAAUGUUGUCAUCAGAGCAUUCUUGGAGGCAAAAUUGGAAGCCGUCUGCCUCCAUUCUCUACCCUUUAUGUUCCUUGAAAUCAAUUUUGGACAAUAGUAAUUUUACCCUAGAUGGGACUGUGAGAUCAAAGUUAACCACCAUUCUUCAGUGCAAGACUUCAGAGCUUUUAACAUAAUAAAUGCAUAAUUAUGCAUCUCUAAGCAGUAGAGAGCCUCAUGACUGAGUGAAGGCUUUAAGUCAGUAAUGAAUCAAGAGUUCACAGAUUAUAGACUUAAGAAAAACAAGGGCAGGUUGAUAUUUUUGCAUAUGCUAUAGUAACAGACUCCUAUAGAAUAAUGAUGUUUGGAAAUAUACUACUCUCAAAAGUGUGUCUAAAAGUACAGGUUAAUGAGAGCAUUUUCCCCCAUUGGCUUCACACCAUUCCUCCCACUGACCUUACUCUCAUGCUGCCUCACCUAAAAUCAGUGGAAACAUUUU
This is a messenger RNA of Microcebus murinus (gray mouse lemur), 3856 nucleotides long. RefSeq names its product zinc finger and SCAN domain containing 26 (gene ZSCAN26). Gene Ontology annotation, molecular function: DNA-binding transcription factor activity, RNA polymerase II-specific; RNA polymerase II cis-regulatory region sequence-specific DNA binding. NCBI's taxonomy places the organism in Eukaryota, Metazoa, Chordata, Mammalia, Primates, Cheirogaleidae. Gene Ontology annotation, biological process: regulation of transcription by RNA polymerase II. The record is from RefSeq and is a predicted model, not a curated record.